This is a messenger RNA of Etheostoma spectabile (orangethroat darter), 2639 nucleotides long. RefSeq names its product fucolectin-1. The transcript is spliced from 5 exons. The record is from RefSeq and is a predicted model, not a curated record. Bases 27 to 803 code for a protein of 258 amino acids. Lineage: Eukaryota; Metazoa; Chordata; Actinopteri; Perciformes; Percidae.
CAAAACGAUGUGCUACAUUAACCCCCAUGGUGGAGAACUGGACCCUCCUGAAGACAUAUAAAAUCAAACCACUGUCACCAGCCACCAACAGAAAAGAUUGUUGCCGUGAAAGACUCAAUGGUGCUGAGAUCCGCAUUGGAAAUUCCCUCAAUGACCACGGCAACAGUAAUCCCAGAUGUGCUGUCAUCUCGUCUAUCACAGCUGGGAGCUCCGACACCUUCACGUGUAAUGGAAUGGAAGGUCGUUAUGUAAACAUUGUGAUUCCUGGUAGAGCAGAAUACCUGACACUGUGUGAGGUGGAAGUCACUGGUCAGCCUUCAGGGAACCCUGCUCCAGCUGGUCCAGAUCUUAAUAUUGCUAAAGGUGGAAACGUGGUUCAGUCCUCCCUGGGGUGGAAUGGCGUCCCUGAAAGGGCCAUUGAUGGAAAUCGUGCUAGCAUUUAUGGACAGGAUUCCUGUACCCACACACAAAACGAUGUAAAACCAUGGUGGAGACUGGACCUCCUGAAGACAUUUAAAAUCAACACUGUCACCAUCACCAACAGAAAAGAUUGUUGCCACGAUAGAAUCAAUGGUGCUGAGAUCCGCAUUGGAAAUUCCCUCAAUGACAAUGGCAACGAUAAUCCCAGAUGUGCUGUUAUCUCGUCUAUCGCAGCUGGGAGCUCCAACACCUUCACAUGUAAUGGAAUGGAAGGUCGUUAUGUAAACAUUGUGAUUCCUGGAAGACAAGAAUACCUGACACUGUGUGAGGUGGAAGUCACUGGGUUAAAUACAGAUGAUUCCAUUGAAUAUGUCUGUGGCUGAGUCUGAAGUAAUUCUUCAGUUCAUCUCCACUUCAUUUUAACGCUAAUCUUUUCAAGUUUCUACUUCUUUUGCUUCAAUAGAAUAUUUAUAGUUAUGCUCAAUGGCAUUAUAUCUUUUCCAUCAAUAAAAUAUCCAUACAGCGAGUCAAAGACCAUUAUAGCGAGGUUUAAUUGACAUCAAGAGGUUUUUUUGCCUUACAGUACCAGGAAUUUAACAUAACUUGUGCUUAUAUUCACAGCAGUAUUGGUGCUGUUAUACAGUUGUUUGAGGUCCUCCAAUGUGAAUUUUAUUAACUUAUAAAGUUUAUGUUUUGUGUAUUUUUAAGAAAUAGUUCAACAUUUUGGGAAACAAUAAUUUUUGCUUUCUUGCCAAGACUCAGAUGAGAAGAUUGAUAUCCCCCUCAUAUUUACAUGAUAACUAUCAAUCUACCAUUAGCAACUGUCUAUUUAUGCACAAAGACUGUACACAAACUAGAAACAAUGAGUUGGGUUUGGUAUCAUUCGGAUUUUUACGAUGCCUAACCAUACUUUUAAAAUGAUUCCUAAAACAAUUCUUGAAAACUGAAAAAUUACAUCAAAGAAAGGCUCUUUCAUAUUAUUUGAAUUGAAAAUUAUUUGAAUUUAACAAUAUAUUAACGUUUUAAAGUACUUAAAUAUAUAAUAAGUAAACCUAAGUCACAUAACACACAACUACAGUAAUUUAUCAAUAACUAAAAGUUACACAAUUAAUAAGUAACAACACAAAAUAUAUUGAGUUGGUAUGCUAACUAAACCAGCUUCAAAUAUUACCAUAUUUGCCUUCUCUGGCAAGAUACGACACUUCUCCUGACUUAUGGCAUGUGCUGCACAGGGGAAACCUCUCUCAGAUGGUGUCGGAGAGAAAGAAAAAAGAGACCCGAAGCGACAAAGGAAAAAUAUUUGAGUGAACACAUUGAGCAGAACGGAUCCGGUUCGAAUUUUGGUACCCGACUCUAACAAUAAGGACCUGGUUUGGUCCAAAUGCAACCUACCUCCAUCCUAUCACCUAGAGUUACAAAAUAUGAGCCAAAUCAGACAGUUUAAUGACAGUUUCGAAAGCACAUAUGUAACCUUCUCUUUGAAAAAGAAAUAACAAAUAUAAAGCCAAAGUGUGGGUCUCAAUUACAGCAGCAACAGGUAGGUUUCAGUCGGGUCUUUCGAAAGGCAGAGGUACAGGCUGAGUUUGAAUCCAGAUUUAAGGUCUGUGGAGAACUCUCACAAUUACUUUUCUGUUACAAGUAAAAAAAACAAUUCAACAAUACAAAUGCAUCGAAUGACAUUGUAGCAAGGGGUAAAAGGGAUAUGAACCUACAAAAAAUUAGCACCAGUAUAAUUUAGUUGUACGGCAAUUUCACAACUUUGUUAAUUCACUCUGACUGCCCUUACAGCAUUGUCUUUGGCCACAGCAGACAGCUUUUAUAGCACAAAAGCUCCACUAAAAAAACCACUGUAACCUACCUGCUCAGCAUCUCAGAAAGACAGUUAGUGACUGGUGGGCAUACAGAGACAGAGGAGCCAACAUCCCCGUACAGCAACACGACAAAUUGACACAAUGUUUUCAACAAAGAAAUUAAAAAAAAAAAAUCACAAAAAGUAUUUAACAUAGAUAGUGUUUCACAAAGUUUCCUCAACAACUCAAAAACCUAUGCAUCUUUAUAAGCCUUCAGUCUCUCAUGGAUUUGGUUGCUGAUCCUAUGUCACUGUUCCCAUGGGGAAAAAACAGCAAAAUAGUUAUCUUGGCUGUGUCUGGCAUUGUUUUUUUUCUUGGCCUUGUCUAUAUCUACUGCACUUGCAAAAUAAACAUAAUUUUCCUCCCACA